CGCACACUGCACUGCCCCUCACUCACUCAGAAACAUGGCGCUACGGGAGCUAUCGUCGCUGGAGAAAUAUUUAGGAUUAAAAAAGCCAAACAAGUACAGUACACAGGGAGAUAAAAAGGUUCCUGUGUUACAGAACAAUAAUGGACCUCCACUGGUGGGGCUGGUGACCAUCGCCUGUCACCUGGUCAACGAAGCCAAACGCCCAGAGCUGCUGGGUGAUUCUGCAGAGAGCCGGGCGGUGGUGCAGCAGUGGCUGGAGCACAGAGUCACAAAGCUAGAUGCCUACACAAAGGAUGACAUCAAAGUCAUUUUAAAGGAUCUCAACCUCUACCUGGAAGACAAGGUCUUCCUGGCUGGAAACCAGUUCACCUUAGCUGAUGUUUUCAUCUACUUUGGGAUCCAUCCUCUCAUAGUGGAAAUGACAGUCCAGGAGAAGGAGCAGUAUUUGAACGUGACACGAUGGUUCGAUCAUAUUCAGCACCAUCCCGGUGUCCGACACCACCUCCCUCCUGUAGUUGUUCUGAGGAACAGAAUUUACACUGGCAGGCACCACUGAGAGCUGACCCAACCCAGCCGUACCAAGCCUGAAUCACCACAAGUUCGACUGUCAUCAACAUCACUUCGAGGAUAGCUCCUAACUCUGUUUUUGUUGUUUUUAAAGAUCAUGAUUCCUGCCUUAAUGUUUGGUCCUUUUCCUUAACUCCUCCUCUUUGCUCUUUGGGUUUGAAGAAAGUUCAUGUUUCCACUUGGAAAAUCAGUAACGUCAUGAAAGGUCUUAAUCUAAUUUAAGUGUUGAAGAUACUGAGGCUUCAUUGAGGGGAAUGGUUGCUAAUAAAAGUUGAGUUCAGUUUA
Cheilinus undulatus (humphead wrasse) is the source of this 852-nucleotide messenger RNA. It is a transcript of the gene eef1e1, whose product is annotated as eukaryotic translation elongation factor 1 epsilon 1. Gene Ontology annotation, biological process: positive regulation of DNA damage response, signal transduction by p53 class mediator. NCBI's taxonomy places the organism in Eukaryota, Metazoa, Chordata, Actinopteri, Labriformes, Labridae. The transcript is spliced from 4 exons. The record is from RefSeq and is a predicted model, not a curated record. Bases 35 to 556 code for a protein of 173 amino acids. Gene Ontology annotation, cellular component: nucleus; aminoacyl-tRNA synthetase multienzyme complex; cytoplasm.